AUGGAGUAUCGUUUCUCUUCUUUGUUGAUAAUUGUAUUAAUUGCAGCUACACUUUCAAAUUGUGCGGAAGUUUGCUUUAAUACAACUAUGCCUCUGAAACAAAGCUACAAUAAUCUGACAACAGUGUUUCCUGGUGAUUGUGUAAUCUUACAUUGCACAUUAAAUGAUACAGCACAAUGGGGGCUGAAUGGAACUGAUAUCAGUAAUGAUGAUACUCAUUACAAUAUCAAUACUACUAGUGGUACACUGACUAUACAAGAAGUGAGGAGCACUGAUACUGGAAACUAUACUUGUGGUUCAGGAAGCAUUUCUCUAAUAGUUCAAAUACCUGAUAUCAUUGUUACUGGUCAAUACACUGACCUCACUGUUGGUAGUAGUGUCAGUAUUAUCUGUACUACAAUGCCCUCCAUCUCUAACAGUGUAAUAAAAUGGCAUUCAUCAUCAUUCAAUAGCAAUGAACUGAUCAUUGAUCCCGUGAUGCUCUCUCAUAAUAACAACACAUUCACUUGUGUAGUAUCAUCAGAUUUACUGGCUAUCAAUCUGACCAAGUCUAUUACUAUUAGUGUAUUAGAUACCAGUGUCUCAUCUGUUACUGUCCAAUCAUUAUCAUCGUAUGUUAUUGGUGACAAUGUAUCAAUAGUGUGUACUAUUAGUCUCACUAAUGCUAUUGGUCCUGAUGUUUCUUCACUCUAUUAA
Amphimedon queenslandica is the source of this 696-nucleotide messenger RNA. RefSeq lists its product as uncharacterized. The coding region runs from base 1 to 696 and encodes 231 amino acids. The transcript is spliced from 5 exons. The record is from RefSeq and is a predicted model, not a curated record. NCBI's taxonomy places the organism in Eukaryota, Metazoa, Porifera, Demospongiae, Haplosclerida, Niphatidae.